CAGACCCAUAAAUCUUGACCAUCUCUGUUCUCUCUCUCUGUUUCACCACAACCCAUGAACCAAUCUUAUUCUUUAACCAUCUUCUUCUUCUUCUUCUUCAUCUUUGUUCUUGCUUGUGCUGAUGAAGAUCAAGACUUCCUAGACUGCAAUGUUCCUUUCAAUUGUGGAAAAUUGGUGAACAUCAGUUAUCCUUUCUGGGGCAAUGAUCGACCUAAAAUGUGUGGUCACCACCUGUUUGGGCUCGAAUGUUCUGAGAAUACAACUACCACUAUGUUCAUCAACCAGCAUGAAUACCAGGUGGAAGAUAUAAAUUCUUCUUCUCAUACAAUCAAAAUAUCCAGACCCAGAGAGGGAUGUCCUCCAACAAUCGGGAGCGAAACUUUGGGUUAUUCAUUGAAUCUCUCUUCCACUGUGAAGUACUUAAUCCUGUUUUACAACUGCACCACCAACCCUUUUCUCUUUCCUGAAUCAAGCUAUAAUUUCUCAUGCCCUGUCGACGGAACAGAGAAGGACGUGUUUUACGCUGGUAGGUAUGGUGAAGCUGAAUUGAAGGAUACAGCUUGUAAUGGAGAAGUUGAAGUUCCAGUUGAAGACGAGGUUCUUGGUGAACUCUAUGACAAUGGAGAUGGAAACCUUAGUGUGGCUUUGAAGAAGCCUUUCGGUCUGAAUUACUUUACUUAUAGAGUAUGUGAUCCUUGUGUGGCAUCUGGUGGAAAUUGUGGUACCAACUUGAGUUCUCCGACGCCUGGAACGCAGUUCAUCUGCUACUGUCAUGACGGACAUCAUCAGCCUUUUAAGUGUGCUGAUGACAAGGAUCAAUGGAAAUUGAAGCUGAAGAUCGGUAUAGGAGUUGGUGCCUCUUUUGGCAGUGUAGUCAUUAUGUGCAUCAUAUUCUACUUCUAUCUACGCUACCUCAGAAAAAAAAAUUCUCCCUCUUUAUACUCUCGAAACAUCUCUUCCUAUCCCUCGUCAGUGAGAGAUCAUGGUAAUGAAGAUAAAUUCAUAGGAGUCCAUACCUUCGGCUAUUCUGAACUCGAAAAGGCCACCAACAACUUUGAUGAAGCCGAGGAACUUGGGGAUGGAGGCUUUGGUACUGUCUAUAAAGGCAAACUCCGAGAUGGGCGUAUUGUUGCAGUCAAGCGCUUGUAUGAAAACAAUUACAAGAGAGUUGAACAAUUCUUGAAUGAAGUUGAAAUCUUAGCUCGCUUGCGCCACCCGCAUCUCGUUGCACUUUACGGGUGCACCUCUCGUCAUUGUCGUGAACUCCUCCUUGUGUAUGAAUAUGUUCCAAAUGGCACUGUUGCUGAUCAUCUUCAUGGAGAAGGCACUAAACCUGGUGAACUUACUUGGCCUAUUCGAUUGAAGAUCGCUGUUGAGACUGCAACUGCAUUAGCUUUUCUCCAUGUCAAUGAUGUAAUCCAUCGCGACGUGAAGACAAAUAACAUUCUACUUGGCAACAAUUUCGAUGUCAAGGUUGCAGAUUUUGGACUCUCACGACUUUUCCCAACAGAUGUCACCCAUGUUUCCACUGCUCCUCAAGGGACUCCUGGGUAUGUUGAUCCAGAGUAUCAUCAGUGCUAUCAGCUGACUAGCAAGAGCGACGUGUAUAGCUUUGGAGUAGUCUUGAUUGAGCUGAUAUCAUCAAUGCCCGCUGUUGACAUUACCAGACACCGUCACGAGAUUAAUCUGUCAAAUAUGGCUAUUAAUAAGAUUCAAAGUCGAGCAUUGCACGAGCUUGUAGAUCCUUCUCUGGGGUUUGAAACAGAGCCCUUGGUGAGACAAAUGAUAACUGGGGUGGCCGAAUUGGCAUUUCAGUGCCUUCAAAGUAGUAAGGAGAUGAGACCCUCAAUGGUAGAAGUGUUGGAGAAUCUAAAAGGUAUACAAAGUGAUGUCUACGGUGCUAAGGAGGCAGAGGAAACGGACAUUCGAGCAGAUGAUGUUGUUUUGUUGAAGACUAGUGAUCUUCAACUGACGACUUCACCGGUUUCUGUGAGUAUGAGUUGGGCUAGUGAAUCGACAACACCUACUACGAGUGCUUAAAUUUUCCUUUCUCAUUUCACUCAAUUGUAACAAGUGCUAUAACAUGAAUUGAGUGUAUUGACAGUUCCUGUAUUACAACAGGAUGUGUAUAUAAUAUAGUAGCUUUUAUGUGUCUUCUAAUAGUCAUCUUGGGGCAGUCUAAGUUCAUUCAAUUGAUUUUUUUUACUCUUUCUAUCAAUUAAGAGAUAAAAAAUGACUGUUUUAUUGUUA
Messenger RNA from Tripterygium wilfordii, 2250 nucleotides. Its product is annotated as LEAF RUST 10 DISEASE-RESISTANCE LOCUS RECEPTOR-LIKE PROTEIN KINASE-like 1.2. NCBI's taxonomy places the organism in Eukaryota, Viridiplantae, Streptophyta, Magnoliopsida, Celastrales, Celastraceae. Gene Ontology annotation, molecular function: protein kinase activity; polysaccharide binding; ATP binding. Gene Ontology annotation, biological process: protein phosphorylation. The record is from RefSeq and is a predicted model, not a curated record. The transcript has 4 exons. The coding region runs from base 55 to 2040 and encodes 661 amino acids.